CUCAAGCGCCGUGGAGCAUGUCAAAGAGCAUGUUCAACCGCAACACCGUUUCGCUACGGUUUCUUGAUUGGACGACAUGUUUCCUUGCAACGGUGUUUAACGGCUUUGAGUUAUGUUUUCUCUCGUUUGGUGCUUGCGUCCCAGGUGACACACAAUCAGCAAAAACGUGUCUGUAAACUCGUGGUAAUAAUAAGGCACAGCCCUUGCGCACAUCGGGGUGUUCAACGCACGCCCGUUUCAGUUAAAAAAAACAACAACAGCGUGUUGCUACGUUUUGUCCGGGCUGAACGUGGCCCUGGUGUAGAAUAAACUGCAAGACGUGUAAACGUAGCUAGUGCUGAUUAAUUAAGCAACAAUGUCCUCAGUUGAGUAUUUGAGAGAGUUUGUCAACGAGCGACUAGUUGCUGCUGCUGAAGAAAUAUUCAACGUUUUUGAAAAAACUAUCGUUGAGUACGAGGGAGAACUCUAUCGUCAGCGUAGACUGUUGGACGUCGUUUGUAAACCCGAAAUAAAGUUACACAGAAUAGAGCUCCCACAGCAACAGGUCUGUAAGGAGGAGGAGGUUCAAGCUUACCAGCAGCUUUGUGUGCUGGAGAGGAUCUCCAGUCCUGACCAAGAGGACCCAGAGUCUCUGCAGAAUAAAGACAAACAGAAGGAACUGUGCACCAGUCAGGAGGGACAGCAGCAUGUACUGAAGCAGGAGACUGGUACCUUUAUGUUGACUCCUACUGAUGAGGAAAAGGACCACAGUGAAGGUCAUCCUUAUGCCACUCUAAGUGCAGCAGAGAAAGAGUCUGUAGCCUACAUGCCAGUUAUAACCUCUGUGGUAUCAGAAGCAAACAGUGACCACCAGCUCCUCUCUCACAACUCUCAUGCAGCCGAAAGCCAAGAUCAGAAAGGAGGCAAGCAUGGAGACGCGGGAUUAACUCGAAAUGUAGAGCCAGAACCAAAGAAGAGACAUCAUAAGAGCAGAAGUCACAGUAACAAUGUAAACAACCCUAACUUGUCAGUGAUUCAAUGUAUAACUCAAGAAGGUAAAACGCCUUUCAUAUGUGGCGCAUGUGGGAAAGACUUUAGGAGAAAUUCAGGUUUACAGAAACAUCUGAGAGUCCACGCAGGUGAGAAGCGAUGCGUUUGCAAGAUCUGCGGAAAAAGAUUAAGUGAUGCCUCGGUGCUAAAAAACCAUAUGAAAAUCCACACAGGUGAGAAGCCUCAUUCUUGCAAGACAUGUGGAAAAGAUUUCAAACGUAAAGGUGGCUUGUUGAUCCACAUGAGAAUCCACACAGCUGAGAAGCAGUAUUCAUGCAAAACGUGUGGGAAAGAUUUCAGACGUAAUGGUGACUUGUUGGUCCACAUGAGAACCCAUACAGGUGAAAAGCCGUAUUCUUGCAAAACAUGUGGAAAAGAUUUUGCACGUAAUGGUAGCUUGUUGAACCACAUGAGAACCCAUACAGGUGAAAAGCCGUAUUCUUGCAAAACAUGUGGAAAAGAUUACACGCGUAAUAGUGGCUUGUUGGUCCACAUGAGAACUCAUACAGGUGAAAAGCCGUAUUCUUGCAAAAUGUGCGGGAAAGAUUUUGGAAGUAAGGAUGUUUUCCGACUCCAUAUGAGAGUCCACACAGGUGAGAAGCCAUAUUCUUGCAAAACAUGCGGAAAAGAUUUCAUACGAAAAUGUGACUUGUUGGUCCACAUGAGAACCCAUACAGGUGAAAAGCCGUAUUCUUGCAAAACGUGUGGGAAAAAUUUUGGACGUAAGGAUGUUUUCCGAAUCCAUAUGAGAAUCCACACAGGUGAGAAGCCGUAUUCUUGCAAAACAUGUGGAAAAGAUUUCACACGUAAUGGUGGCUUGUUGGUCCACAUGAGAAUCCAUACAGGUGAAAAGCCGUAUUCUUGCAAAAUGUGUGGGAAAGAUUUUAGAAGUAAAGAUGUUUUCCGAAUGCAUAUGAGAAUCCACACAGGUGAGAAGUAGGGCUGGGCGAUAAAUCGAUUUUAUCGAUUAACUCGAAUGUGUA
Molecule: messenger RNA, 2012 nt
Organism: Perca fluviatilis (European perch)
Lineage: Eukaryota; Metazoa; Chordata; Actinopteri; Perciformes; Percidae
Product: gastrula zinc finger protein XlCGF57.1-like
Exons: 2
Coding region: 356-1969 (537 amino acids)
Source: RefSeq, a predicted model, not a curated record